Girardinichthys multiradiatus is the source of this 2680-nucleotide messenger RNA. RefSeq names its product ephrin-A1b (gene efna1b). Gene Ontology annotation, cellular component: plasma membrane. Gene Ontology annotation, molecular function: ephrin receptor binding. The coding region runs from base 190 to 888 and encodes 232 amino acids. The record is from RefSeq and is a predicted model, not a curated record. Gene Ontology annotation, biological process: axon guidance; ephrin receptor signaling pathway. NCBI's taxonomy places the organism in Eukaryota, Metazoa, Chordata, Actinopteri, Cyprinodontiformes, Goodeidae. The transcript is spliced from 4 exons.
CAGCGUCAGAGGAGGAGCUUCAUCGCUGUUAUUAUUCUCAUCAGUUAUUGGUGCUAAGGAUUGAAGAAUCUACCAGUGCGCACUUUUUACGCGCAUUGAAGUCUUUCACUGAGGGAGUUUUCUUUAGAAAAAAAAAUAAAAAUCUAAAUAUUGUCUAAUUAACUUGCUGAGGAGAAGAGAACAGAGGCCAUGGAUGUGGUGUGUCUGAUGUGUUUGGCGCUGACCGUCGGUGCGUGGUUUGCCUCCGCGGAGCGACACAGCGUCUAUUGGAACAGCUCAAACCCAAAUUUCCUGUGGGAUGACUACACGGUGGAGGUGCACAUCAAUGACUACCUGGACAUCAUCUGCCCCCACUACACCCACGAGGAGGUGCCUUCCCAUUCGGCAGAGCGCUACGUGCUGUACAUGGUGGAGAAGGAGGACUAUGACGUUUGCAAGCCUCACUCGUUCGAUCAGCUCCGCUGGGAGUGCUCAAGGCCCUUUGCUCCCCACGCUCCGGAAAAGUUCUCGGAGAAGUUUCAGCGCUUCACGCCCUUCACACUGGGAAAAGAGUUCAGGACGGGGGAGAGCUAUUACUAUAUCUCCAAGCCAAUGCAUCACCACGGCAGCGACUGUCUGAGGCUGAGAGUCGAUGUCGUCGGGCAUAAAGGCUCCGGGAAGUCUCAUUGGGUCAAAUCUAAGGCAGAGGAGAGGGAAAAGGAGGAGGAAAAAAUUACGUUUAUUGCUGCAGGAGGAGUUCACAACCCCUCCAAUCGGCUCCCAGCAGAUGACCCCGCUGUCAUGGAGCCAAACGUCCAGAGGAGUAUCGGCAGCUCUGCAGCACAGCUGGUGUCUUUGUCAUUCUUUUUUACCAUCAUCCCAGUCUUAUUAGCCAUGACGAUGCUCUGAGGCCUACCAGUACUCCAAAAACAGAGACUUUUUGAACCUGAUGCAGGCUGUCGGGACACUUGAUAUUUUUAUAUAUAUAAAUAUGAGUUUUUUUAUAUGAGCUUGGACAGUGUGUGAUGUUCAGUGUGUGUUUGAUGUGGUUGUUCGUGUGAAUGUGGAGCGUGGAUCGCUCCAAAGAAGAAAGGGACCUGGAACAUGUUUUUUUUUUAUUUUUUUUAUCUUUACCUCCUUUCUUCAAUUUUGAGGAUGAAAAUUCUCAAUUUUGACUAUUUAAGAUGCACACACUUUUCAGUCAUCAUGAACAAAAGCUACAAACCGAAUGAUCAAAAUAUGAGUUUAAAAUUGCAUUAACCUUUGUGAUCAUAUGUUUUCAGAUGUUCAUAUCAUUGGUACAGCUGUGCAUUAUUUCAGCCUGCUCUCAGUCAUUUGUUCCUCCUCUACAUGUAGAGAAAUUAUUUUUUGUUUGUGUUGUUGUCAGCAGCUGCCAAAAUGGUAACAAUAAUGUAGGAUAUGUGUAAUGUUGUGUAGCACUCAGCUCCUUGUUCAGCCUCAUGCAGCUAAAUAUCCCACAUGUUUUCAUGUUUAUCAGAUGAAAUGUUUGGGAACUAUUUGUGUAAAGCCGGGGUCAGCAACCUGUGCAAUCCAAAGAGCAAUUAGUGCACUAACAUUUCCCCUAAAAGUUUUAUAUUCCUUCAAAGAACAGUUUGCUUAUCAGGUUUUUAAAAUUACUACUACAUUAAAUAGUUUAAUGAUUAACAAACAGGAAUUCAUUUCUAAAUCUGUAAAUUUUGUAUUGAAUCUAAUAUUUAACACUUGAAGAAAAAGGAGUUAACAUGGAGUUUGUGGCUUAAUGACAAAAAUGAAAUGAAGGGGUUUUUGUACUUUCGAUGCCAUUCUGUUAGGCUCCAUGAACUCUCGGUCAAUUCGCCCCUAUGCCAGUUCGUACCACCAUUUUGAUCCUUCCUACUUCCAUUUUGCACAUUUGUACCUAAAUCCAGGUGUAUGAGGAUUUUUUUUUUUUCAUUGUAAAAUAUUUUCAUAAAUUAUGGAGAUAAAUCUCUGUUUGGGUGAUUGACUAUUAUAAAAUACAGGAGUUUAUGCUCACUGAACAAAAAGAUAAAUUUAAGCCAGGUAUUGUUUACUGGAGUCAUAAAACCACAUUUCUUUACUGUACACUAUGAGUAGAUUAAAAAAAAAAAUUGCAAAGGUACUAAUGGCGAAGGGAAUGAUCCUUUAUGCAGAUGAUACAUGGAAAUAAACAGAAAACCUGUUAGAAAUUAGCCUUAAGCCUUCAUAUUUAAAAACACUGUUUAGUUCUAUGUCAGGUUUGGCCAAAGAUAUUAAGAGACACUUUGAAGAGCCUAAAGAGCCAAAAACAGCUCCAGAGCCACAGAUUGCAGACUACUGGUCUAAAUCCAUCAAAAAAUCUGGAUUUUUCAAAUGGCUUUUUUCCAAACUCCUCAUGUGUCAAUAUAUUUUCUCAUCACUAAUGAAUGGAACAAAAAUAAUUAGAAGAGCUGUUUGACUCUGGUUUCAGGAGCUGAGCUUCAUUAGUAUUUAUCCAGUCAUGACCUUCCCUGGUACACUGGUUAAUGUUUUCAUCCUGCUAAUCAAACCUCAAAGUGAUGGGGCUUCCCAGAACCUGGUUGUUUUCCUGUUUAAAACUUGCUUGACUCAUUUGUGUUGAUGUUUAUAAAUGUAAAUUUGUACAAAAGGAAAGUUAUGAAAAACUGUUUUAAGAUGUGAAAAUCUUUCGUGAAAUAAAAACAAAAACAUGCUAUGAUGCCUAAAA